AUGGGCUUGCUAUUGUUGAUGGCGAGCAUGAACACAGUGGCUGGAAGCCAAGUUGAGACUGAGGAGAAGACAGGCGCGGACUAUGGCUGGUGGAUGCUGGCCUUCUGUGCUGUGAUUGGGGCCUUGAGCACACUACAGUGGCUUCGGAUCUUCAUGGUUGAGGGUCUCUAUGGCAUGCUGGGCCAUAUGAUCAAGAAUGAGGCCACAGCGAUUCAGGCGACUGAGUGGAUCGAUUCCUACAUCUGGCAACAAUAUGAAGAGGAGAAAGAAGAAUGGAAGAAGAAAUGCACAAGAUCCAAGCCGAGCCGUGAGAUGCGGCCUGGACCACAUCCGAACUUUGAUGUGGACUUUGUGAACCUGGGCCCGGUGAACCGCUUCCGUCUACCAACAGACGAAGAUGGCCUCAAGACUGUGUAUUGGGCAGAUUGGAAUUCAGAUCAGUUGCCAGACGUUUUGGUUGGCAUCCAAUGGUCUGGAACGGACUAUUGGGCGUUGUCGGAAUACUUCCAACAUACGGUGGAUAGAGACCUGAUGCGCAAUUCUCAGUUGGAUACUUAUGAGGACUUCGAGUCAAAGAGCGGAGAGUUCAUGGUGGUAGAUUGGAAUGACGACGGCUAUGAAGACAUUGUGGUCUUUGAAGCGUCCGCGGCUGGCAAGUGCUUGGUGCUUCAAAGAUUCAGACGACCAACUGGGACAGUGAAGCCGGGUGGGAAUGCCAUUGUUGAUUGGGACAAAGACGGUAGCUUGGAUCUUCUCAUCUCGGCGCGAGACGGCAAGCUGCACUACUAUCAGAUGGCUAAUGGGAGUCUCCGCGAAGAACCACGGCAUGCUUUCAGUGACAUCCGAACCCCUAAAGAUACAUUUAGCGGAUGGCCAGUUCGACAUCACCUAGCCCAGCCUGUGGUUGUGGACUUUGACAAUGACGGUGAUAUGGAUUUGUUCCUUGGCCCGCCAGAUGGGCGAUACUUUGAACAGUUGGUGGAUGGCAAUCUUCGCGAAUGGUCCCUAGAGCAGAGCCCCGUGAGGAAUGUAAUGAAACUGCAAACUUAUGUUUGGGAGGCUGAUGGGCAUGUCUACACUCGCAAUUACACUGAUAUCACCUGGCGGUUCGUGGAUUGCGAUGGAGAUGGUGACUUUGACUUGCUCAGGGUGCGGCACUUCUACAAGGGUGCAGUACAGGCCUGCAAGCACGACAGCACGCACACAUUGAGAUGUGAUGACAAUUUCUCCUGUUUGGGCACAAACCUCAGUCGUUUCAAAGGCAUCUGGGAAGGAAUAAGGCACUUGGAUUUGGGAAAUGUGGCUGACGGCCGGCUCAAGUUCAUUUCCACCCAUUGGUCAAGAAAAACAGCUGUGCUGUGGAGCGCAGGUUUUUGCAUUCCAGUUGAUCCUUGCCAUAAAAAAGGUUGGUGCUUGGCUAGACAAACGCGGUGUAGCUGCAUUGUGGGCCAUGAGCUAGACGAUUGCUCAGGUUGUGAGCCACAUUUCUAUAGUGCGCAGCAGAAGGUGGGGCAGAUGCACACUUGCAAAGCAUGUCCAGGAGAUGGCCAAGUUUGUUACGGUCGAGGCAGAUGCUUUGAUGAUGUGACCGCAAAGGCACCUUCACAGGAGGCAACUGCCGUUUUGAUGGCUUUGGGAAAUGGCUCAUGCAUUUGCAACGAAAACCAUUUCUACGGAAGUGAUGAAGAAGGCCGUAGUACCUGCAUGGAAGGCAUGUGCCCAGCUGGCACCGAAGAGAGUGAUGGUGCUUGCCGCCCUUGUAAUGCUGGGUCCUUUUCGCUAGCAGGAGGCAUGUGCAAGAUUUGCUUACCAGGGACCUUCUCUUCGAGAGAGAGCAGCAGUUGUUCAAUUUGCACGGCGGGUUCCAUCUCAAAAGCAUCAGGUGCAACCGAAUGCGAUUCUUGUCCUGCUGGAACAUAUGAAGGAGCCACUUUUGCACCAAGUGUCCAGCUGGUUCUCAUUCAGCAGUGCCGGGCAGUCCCACAUGCAUACCCUGUCCAGCAGGUUCUUUUGCUGGAGAGGCCAGCCCAACGUGCAGCAAAUGUCCUCCUGGUUGGGUUUCAGGUGCGGCCAGCAGUUCGUGCAACCAGUGCGAUGCAGGCCGCUUCGCAAAGCUGUCCUUGGCAUGUGAAGCAUGUCCGGGUGGAAGGUGGUCUAGUGCAGGAAGCAGUGAGUGCCGAAGCUGAAGCGGCAACUGUUCGGACUGUCUUCCAGGGACCGUCUCGAAGGCAGACGCUUGGCAGUGUGAUAAAUGUCCUGCAGGGACGUAUGAAGUCAACAAUGAAUUGUGCAGAGCAUGCCCUGUCGGUGCCAUCUCAGAUGGAGCCCGCCGUGCCUGUAGCCAGUGCGAUGCUGGGCGGGGCACCAACUGCCGGCGUUGCUGUUUUGAGCCGGUGGCCCGUCGAGAAGAAAGCUUUGCCUUCCCAAAUUGAUCCAGAACUGCAGUGCCACAGUGGCCGUUGGCAAGUACUGCAAAUGCAUAGGCCUGCCAGAAGACCUUUUGUUUUGGUCAACUUGUACUUGCAUGCUUCGGAUCGCUCAAGUGCCUGCCGACUAGGGCAUCUGCUUUUUGAACUAACUGCACAGAUGGGUGAAGAUUGUUUAUUCAUAGGUGAUUGGAACAAUGUGCCUGAUGAGGAACCUGCGCUUUCUCCACUGAGGGGAGGGCGGCUCCAUUUGGCAGAUGAAAUUGCGGGGCCAUUGCAGCUCCAGGCGCCCACUCGCACUGGAGGUAGGCACAUUGAUUACGCUUUGCAUUCCAUGUUGUUAGUUCCUUCAGACAGGGGUCAAGUCCCUGGAGUUGCUGACCAUGACCUUGUGUUUUAUUCAUUUCCUCUGCUUGCAGAGGAAGCUUCCUUUAGGAUUCAGCCUGCCAGAGCCUUGUUAGCCACUGAGCCUGUGUCAAACGAAUUGUGGGGUCGCAAUUUUGAUUUGCAACAUUUUCACACUUUGCUGGAACAAAGCCAAAUCGAAGAAGCUUGGAUCUUUCUGAGCAAUGCAGCUGAGAUUUGCUUACAAGCUAAGCCAGGGCGUAAGCGCAGUUCCGUGCCAGCUCCAAGUCAGGUGCCUCGGGCUCCUGUCAAGCCCGACACUUUGCAGACCACCCUUGAGCGUAGACUGCGAAGAACUUAUAGGCGGGUUCUAGAGUUGCAGAAACCUUCUUGGCCUUGGCGUUUACUGAACAAAGUGCGCGAAGAGCUGCGCAGGUUUGCUAGAAUUUUCCCUGAGCUCACCGAGUUCGAUGUUUUGUCUCCUCGCCUUCCGGAUAUCCUUCUGCAAUGCAUUCAGCGUGAGAGUGAUGCUUCGUCAGAAAGAAGGUUAGCUAGGUGGCACACCGACAUGAAUGAGAAUGAGCAAGCCCUUAUUCGUUGGGUCAAGGGCGCGGAUAAGCUCAUUGCCCCGUCAGGCCUUGACUCUGUUCCAGUGCAUCCGCAGCUCAAAGCUGAGCAUUUUGGUCGUGAAUGGCAGGCCAUUUGGUGCCCGCAUAGCAAUGUUGAGCCUGAACGGGUUCUGCCUUUUCUUUCUUGGAUACGUGCUGACGAGUUUUUUUGUCCGGAGCCUGUUUUCACUGAUACUAGCUUUGUGAGACUCACCAAACAAGCUUCUGGAAAAGCGGCCGGACCAGACGGUUGGAAAGCGGACCAGUGGCUUUUGUUGCCCGAAGGGUUUUAUUCUGCAUUCUCCGCCUUGUGGCGUAGAAUUUUGGACAUUGGGAUUCUGCCUUCUCAAUGGGCGCAGGUGCGUUGUGUCCUUAUCCCUAAGGAUGUCGGUUUCAGACCUAUUAGCAUCGCUUGCCUUGCUUGGCGCCUUGGCAUUAGUUGCAUUUUGCACCAGUUGCCCCCCUGGAUUGACCAAUGGGCGCCGCCGGAGUUAGUCGGUGGUUUGAAGGCGAGAAGUUCCACCAUCGUACAUGAUGACCUUCAUGAAGCUUUGCAGGAGAGCACUCUUUUUGGGGCAAAGAUCGACGUGGCCAAAUGCUUUGAUCAUGUGAAUAUCGAGCAAGCUUUCAUUGUUUGGGAGAAAUUUGGCGCUCCUGCCAAAGUUGUGAACAUUUUGAAAUGCUUUUAUCGCAUGCAAGUCAAAAGUUUCGAAUGGCAAGGUUUUUGCAGCCGUGAACGCAUUCGAUGCACCCGUGGCAUUUUGCAAGGAUGUCCACGUAGCUGUGCUUUGCUCGCCGGAUUGAUGACUGUCUGGUGUCGGUAUGUGCAGCAACAAUCGCCCAGUGUCCAACUUUCAGUUUAUAUUGAUGACAGGACUUUGUGGUGUAAAGAGCGGCAGCCACUGCAGCUUGCUCUUGAUGCUUCGCAGAGCGUUGACCAGGUUUUGGGCCUCAGGUUGAACUGUUCUAAAUGUGAACUCUUCUACAAGUGCCGAAAUGCCCAAUUGCAAGCUUUUCAGUCAUGGAACGUUGCUUGUAACAGGAAGUGGAAGAUGGCUACCCACUUCAAGUUGUUGGGGGUUCAUUACUUUUCUACUAAGGCUCGCCGUAGACCAAUUGAGCCUGCCGUUGUUGCAAAAGUGCAAGCGCGUCUCAGGCGCCUUCGAAUGGCCACUCACAGGCGCUGGAGCAAGAGGCGGCUUGUGAGGUCACUUGUCCUGUCCUUGUUUUCGCACACAGGUGCUUGGACCACCAUUCCCAAGAAACUCUUGCAAAAAUGGAGAUAUGCUGUUGAGACAACCAUGUUGGGUUAUCCUCAAUCUGGGAGAUCCAGAUAUUUGAUGUGGGCUUGCUUCCUGACGCCCGAGCUUGACCCAGAAUUCGCCUUGGAUUCCAGAGUUGUGUUUCACGAGUUGUGGAGACUUCGACGUGAAGCUGCUGCACGCCAAAGUGUGACUGACAUUUCCAGGUUGCAGUUCACUGAGGUUGAGCCGUGUGAACGCAGCAGCCGCCUACUUGAAGUCCUGCAAAAGUGGGGUUGGGAGCGCUUGAGCAAAAGUCGUUUCCGUACUCCUUCAGGUGUGCUUGAUUUGCUUUCCCAUGGUGAGACUAGGGUCACAGCCGCUAUGAAAGCCGCCUGGAAACGGCAGUUGUGGCUUAGCGAGCCGCGUGCGGCGGAAGUUGCCGACUUAAACGUGGAACCUGUCAUUGCUGUGCAUGUGGCUUGCAUGAAGCAGGGUCAAAAGCAAGAUCCCUUGUCGUUUUCCAUUGCUUGUGCUGCAGGGCCAGCCAGUCGCAAGCUGGCCAAGAGAUUUGACUUGAAUCACGUGUCUUGUGUGUGUGGUGCAGAUUGGCCUUCAUGCCGGCAUGUCACUUGGCAUUGCCCUGAUACCAACUUGCCUGAACACACUUCUGCACCUGCUAAUGGUGUCGAAGAGAGGUUGUUGGUGCGUAGCAUAGCUCCGCCGCCGCAGCCGCCUGAUCUCUUGCCGGGUGACGUGCGCCCUCCUGUUGAAAUUUGCUCCGCUUUCAUUUCGCAGAUGGCGCUCUUUGAUGGAAUGAUUUUGGUCGCUACUGAUGGUAGCUGCAAAACUCGCCACUCGCAGAAGCGGGCAGCUUGGGGUAUCGCGACUGAAAGUCAGGUUUUUGCUUUUCCGAUGAAAGGUUGCGACCAGAAUAUUUUUGCUGCUGAAACCUGGGCCGUGUUUCAAGCUUUGCAUGCAGCACAUCUCACUGGUGUGAGAGUGCGUAUUCUAUGUGACUCACAAGCCGUUGUCUUCGCUGCUGCGAGGGUGCGGCGUGGUGGAUCUUUGCCACGUUGGGCAUCUGGCAUGUGGCGCGCCAUUGCUUUGCUCAGUCCUGAAAGUGUAGUUUCAUGGGUGCCGGCCCACGGCCGCUCCAAAGAUUGGACACCGCCAGAUGGCCACUCCCCUGCUGUCUGGCGGACUUACAAUGACAGAAUUGAUGCGGCAGUUCAGGCCGUUGCGCAGCCCUGUGCCGAUUCUUUGAGUGCUUGGGCUCGUCGAGUCGAUGAUGCUAUGGCUUGGAGUGGUUUUGCUCUUGCAAGACAGAAACAAGCUCUGCUUGAUUUGCGCAGGCAUGUCGAGUCAUCAGCUCUCAGCUGA
Messenger RNA from Durusdinium trenchii, 6003 nucleotides. NCBI's taxonomy places the organism in Eukaryota, Dinophyceae, Suessiales, Symbiodiniaceae. The record is from the annotation of a GenBank genome assembly.